CGUACGUUGUGGAUCUACUAUUGUGACUUGAGGCUGUCGUACAAUACAACAUGCGUUCAUUUUACCGCCGAAGCCUGACUACAAUGAACGAGGGCUUGUUUCGUAUGGUUCUCCUAUUACUGGUGUCGACAAAUAUCGCAUCAGCCUCAAAAAUACUGGUGAUCGCUCCAACUGCGUCUAUUAGUCACCAGAAGGCGUUCCACGUUGUGACAAAGGCGCUACUAGAAAGAGGUCAUGAAGUUACCUUGUUUACAUCGGAUCCGCUCAAGAUAAAUCACCAGAAUCUAACCGAGAUCGACCUGUCUUCUUCAUAUAAACUGAUAAGGGAGUUAGACAUUAUAGGCCUGGCUAGCAAGACACCCCUGGACACUCUCUCUAUCAUGGUAAUCAUGCCAUCGCUGGUCAAGUCCCAACUGAAAGAGCCAGCAGUACAGGAUUUCAUCAGGAGAAACCAAACCUUUGACUUGAUGAUCAUCGAGCGUCUGUCUUACCAAGGUUACUAUGGACUGCACCACAAGGUUGGUUCCCCACCGCUCGUCGGCUUCGUGACGUUGUCUGCAUACUCGCCUUUGUAUUACGCCUUGGGUAAUCCCAUGAAUCCAGCCUACACCCCUGAAAUCUUGGUGGGCUUUUCUGAUCACAUGAACUUUUGGCAGCGCAUGUACAACACGUUCUUUGCACUACGUUUCCACUAUAUGUGGUUCUACGAACUACUUCCGCUACAAGAAACGAUUAUGAGGGAACAUUUCGGAGCGGAACCACCUUCUGUUUACGAAACGGAGCGCAACUACAGCCUACUCAUAGUCAACAACCACUUUACCACGGAGUAUCCACGGCCACAUCUACCGAGCGUCAUAGAAGUCACUGGACUCCACGUAUCGACCAAGGUUGAACGAUUACCAGAGAACCUACAGAAAUUCAUAGACGGAGCCGAACACGGCGUCAUCUACGUCAGUCUCGGAUCCAACGUCCGCAGCAACGCACUGCCCCAGGAGAAGUUCCAGGCUUUUCUGGAGGCGUUCAGACAGCUGCCGCAACGCGUCCUCUGGAAGUGGGAGAACGACACACUGCCUUCGCAGCCGGAGAACGUGAUGGUCAGCAAGUGGAUGCCACAACAAUCCGUGCUGGCUCAUCCAAACGUCCGCCUCUUCAUUACGCAAGGAGGUCUUCAGAGCAUGAAUGAGGCGACGUACCACGCUGUUCCACUUGUGGUCAUACCUUUCUUCGGCGACCAGCCGUUCAACGCCGCCAAGAUUUCGCAGGCGGAGAUUGGAGUCAGGCUGGACUACCCUGACCUCAGUAAGGACAACCUGCUGGCCGCCGUACGAACCGUUUUGGAGGAAUCAAAAUACAAAGAUAAUAUGAAGACGCUGUCGGCUGUGUUCCGCGAGCACAAGGCGGACUCGCUGGAGCGGGCGGUGUGGUGGAUCGAGUACGUGAUCCGCCAUAAGGGUGCCCCUCACCUGCGGAGCGCCGCUCUCGACCUGCACUGGUGGCAGCUGCUGCUGCUCGACGUCGUCGCCUUCCUGCUGGUGGGCGUCGCUCUCACACUCUACGUCGUCUACUCCGUCACGCGGCGGAUACUUUCCUUCUUCAAAGGCAGCAAACCGAACCAGAAACAGAAGAAACACUGA
Molecule: messenger RNA, 1634 nt
Organism: Schistocerca serialis cubense
Lineage: Eukaryota; Metazoa; Arthropoda; Insecta; Orthoptera; Acrididae
Product: UDP-glucosyltransferase 2-like
Exons: 8
Coding region: 51-1634 (527 amino acids)
Molecular function (GO): UDP-glycosyltransferase activity
Source: RefSeq, a predicted model, not a curated record